Messenger RNA from Colletotrichum godetiae, 1199 nucleotides. RefSeq lists its product as uncharacterized. NCBI's taxonomy places the organism in Eukaryota, Fungi, Ascomycota, Sordariomycetes, Glomerellales, Glomerellaceae. The coding region runs from base 265 to 870 and encodes 201 amino acids. The transcript has a single exon. The record is from RefSeq and is a predicted model, not a curated record.
GCGAGACCAUGGCCGCAAACAAAUAAUCAAGUAGCACGGCGCCAGAAGGUAUUCACGGAGGCACUCUCUACACAUCCUCAACGGGAUUCCAACCCUUACCUCGCAAGACCCUCGUCUAUAAAGACCUCUCAUCCGUCGGAGGGCAGGUAAUAUCCUACUUGACUCGAGAUGUUAAGCCCGGAAAACAUAUAGGUCAACGUUAAUACAGCUAUACCGCGACACUAUCCUAAUAGUCCCAGUUCCCACACCUCUCCUUUGGCUUGAAUGCUCCUUUCGCAUCAUUCAAGCCAACCACAAGUCCAUCUUCGACGAACGCAAGGAAGACGAGAAUCGCUUGGCCUCAGGCUAUGCUCCUUGUACCAAGGCUACUCACAAGCUCAGGUUCGCAGCAGUUUUCAUGUCUCCAAGUCUGCUAUACACGAGGAGGCAAAAGGGCCGUCGCUAGUCUCCUAUUUUGCCCCUGAGACGUCGGGGGAAAUGGGGGUCAACGGGAAUGCUGACGAAGCCAACACCAGGACGGAGAUUGUGACGUCCGGUGUAUCCGGGGCCAAGCAAGCAGGAAACUACGCCGAACUCCCUCUCAAGCUCAAGAGACACCAGCUUCCUUCCAACGCAAACAUUUGCUCCUUUUUGUACUUCACAAAGCUGAGCUGGCUUCGAGCAACCUCAUCGAAGGGCGGGUCUCGAUACCUAGAGUAUGGGUGGCAUGCUAUCGUCCUCAUUGUAUUUAAAAGAUACUUCUUCUUGGUGACCGUGAGUAAACAAGAACCUUUUCGGCGCUCAGUGAACCUUUUCUUUUCCUCGAUGCUGCGUCACGCGUUGUCGAACACUUGGCAGAGCCAAGAUCAAGCUCUUGAGUCGCCCAGAUGAGCCUAUCGAUCCGACAGACGCAACGCGGUCUCCGCAGCAGUCAAGGUUUCGAGGUUGCAGGAAGCCUCAUUUAGCAUGACUCGAUGGCAAUCUCAUCUCAAAGACUCUUCAAUUUCACCUUGGAUCUAAAGCCUUCUGGGUGAUUUAAUGAUUGAAUGCUUCCGCUCGGGGACCUUUGAACUGUCAAGACCUCAAGCAUCGAGCAUAGCAUAUAAGACGCCAAGAGGUACCUUUCUCUUGAAAAGCAGCUCUCACGAGACUUUCCUAGCAAGCAUGAGAACCAGUCGAGCCAUUCGGCCUCUUCACAAAGACAAUUCGCGCCUGCUGGA